AUGCCAGCUCCAUUUGAGAAAGGAAGUGAGAAGAAGGGUGCCAACCUCUUCAAGACCAGAUGUUUGCAGUGUCACACCGUUGAGGCUGGUGGACCAAACAAGGUUGGACCAAACUUGAACGGUGUUUUCGGUAGAAAGUCUGGUGAGGCUGCCGGUUUCUCUUACACUGACGCCAACAAGAAGAAGGGUGUUGUGUGGAGUGAGCAGACCAUGUCUGACUACUUGGAGAACCCAAAGAAGUACAUUCCAGGUACCAAGAUGGCAUUCGGUGGUUUGAAGAAGCCAAAGGACAGAAACGACUUGAUUACCUACUUGGUUAGCGCCACCAAGUAA
Messenger RNA from Sungouiella intermedia, 333 nucleotides. The record is from the annotation of a GenBank genome assembly. NCBI's taxonomy places the organism in Eukaryota, Fungi, Ascomycota, Pichiomycetes, Serinales, Metschnikowiaceae.